AUGUAUAAACCUUCUUGUUUAUUAAACGUCAAUGGAUCGAUCCGUUCGAAUGCACUACAUGAUAUCGAAGUCGCUGGUUACCGUUAUGUGAUGUUAACAAUUUGUAUAUUCGGCGUCGUAUGUAACAUACUUAAUCUAUGUGUUCUCGUUCAACGUCGUCUCAAAGAAUCUCCCUAUACUUAUCUCACAGGCUUAGCAUUAGCUGAUAUGUUAACAUUAAUUUCCUUUUCACCUGUGUCAGUCGUGCGCGGUGAUUACAUUCGGCAUGAAGACAUCUUCUUUACUUUAACGCGUCUCGAAGCGCGACUAUUCGUACCCAUGGCAAAUUACCUCGGUCAAGUUAGUAUAAUGAUUACCGUUGCAUUGACCGUUGAACGUUAUUUAUUCACAACCUAUCCAUUACGUACACAAAGUUUUUGUAAACCAAGUUAUGCACGUCGCGUUAUUGCUAUUAUCAUGGUUCUAUGCGGCCUGUUAAAUCUUCCGAGAUUUCUAACUGAAACAGUUGAGAAGAAGAUUGAUACCGAAACGAACUUCAAUUCAUCAAAUUGCGUCAUGCAUCCAUUUCAAAUCCGAUACUCGUCAACGAAUACUUCUCAUAUUGGUCAAUGUUUUUGCGUAGUCGGUCACACAAAAGAAAGUUUCCUUCCAUUGAAAAAUUAUUAUUACUAUACUAUGUUAGGUAUCAAUCAAAUAAUUCCAUUCGCCAUAUUACUUUGUUUGAAUUUAAGUUUAAUCGCACGUGUACAAUCAUCAAAUCGUUACACGUUAGCAGAAUUGAUCGCCCGACAACAACGGAAUCUCAAUUCAACAACCGCUGGUGUGAGUGCUGCGGCACAAAAACGUCUUCGCGAUGAACAUCGCUUAACAAAAACUCUCGUGGCUGUUGUGAUCGUCUUUCUCAUAUGUAACACAUUUACCAUCAUCUCUUACCCUGGCCUCGUACGGUUCUUAACCAAAAAGAAAUAUCCAAAUUAUUUCUACGUUGGUUUUCGUAUACAAAAGUUAAUCACGAACAUUAUGCUGUUAUUAAACUAUUCGAUCAAUUUCUUUUUCUAUUGCGCAUUUAACGAAAAAUUUUUGUCAACGUUAAAGAAAACCUUUCGAUACGAGAAAUUAUUCUGUGGUCUCAUCUCGUCGCCACGUCGAACAUUACCCUCCGCUAUGUCAUCAGCAACAUUACAAUCGACCAUAACUCAAACCAAUCAAUGUAUUUCCACGUAUCACUUACGCACAGAAGAAUCAAGUCGACGACGAGGAAAACAAGAAUAUAAGCCGAUCUCGGAAAAUGAUCUGAUAACAAAUAACGAUUUAUAA
This is a messenger RNA of Adineta ricciae, 1317 nucleotides long. The record is from the annotation of a GenBank genome assembly. NCBI's taxonomy places the organism in Eukaryota, Metazoa, Rotifera, Eurotatoria, Adinetida, Adinetidae.